This is a messenger RNA of Annulohypoxylon maeteangense, 1329 nucleotides long. RefSeq names its product S-adenosyl-L-methionine-dependent methyltransferase. Lineage: Eukaryota; Fungi; Ascomycota; Sordariomycetes; Xylariales; Hypoxylaceae. Gene Ontology annotation, molecular function: O-methyltransferase activity. The transcript is spliced from 4 exons. Bases 1 to 1329 code for a protein of 442 amino acids. The record is from RefSeq and is a predicted model, not a curated record.
AUGGCACCCCUGAGAUCCAUUUCCGAGCUUGCGACAAUCAUCGAGCGCAACACACGGAUCAUUGAGGACGGAUUGGAAGGAUCGCCUACAGCCCAGUUUUCCCUUGCGUUGGGAGCUCCGCCGCAAAUUGAACUACCUCAUUCUUUAGAAACCACUCGUGGUGAGCUCCUUGAGACUCUCGACGAACUACACUCCCGUCUAUUAGGCCCAUUAGGACAUCUCCUCAGAUUGUUAUUUCCCACUCCCGCUUUGAUAGCUAUUUUCCAAACACUAUAUGAAUUUGACAUCGCUUCUCAUGUGCCCCUUUCUCCAGGAGAUGAGAUCUCGUACGAAGAUCUUGCGAAGAGCUGUGGUCUCCCAGAAGAUAACACGCGUCGUAUAGUCCAAGGUGCUAUCGCUUUCCGCGUCUUUAAGGAAGUCACCCCAGAUGUGUCUAUCAGACACAACGCUAUCUCAUCCGCACUUACUGUACCCCAGCUGAAGGACAUGUUGGGUUUGUUCAUUGACGAGCAGCUAUCAGGAUGCUCUAAGAUAGUUGAGAGUAUCCAGCGAUUCCCAGAUAGUGGCGAGCCAGGACAUUCGGCUUCAGUAUUGGCGUUUAGAGAGGCUAAAGCCGUGAAAGAGAAUGGGAUCAAUAAAGAGGAAAUUUCUGAUCCGAGCAAGAACAUCUUUGACUAUCUUGCAGAAGACGAGAAACGGGUGGCUCGCUUCCGUUCAGCUAUGGGGAUGUCGAAUAAAUCCCUAGCUUUGAGGUCAUCAUACUUCGUUGACAGUUUACCAUGGGCAGAUAAAAGUCAGUGCCCAGAGACAAUUGUCGAUAUUGGAGGAUCUGGCGGCGACCUGUGCCAUCUAGUACUUCGGACCCACCCUCACGUCAAGAAAGCCGUCGUACUGGACCUUCCAGAGGUCAUCGCCGAUGUCGAGGUCCCUGAAGAUUUGAAGAACAGGCUGGAGUUUGCAAGCUACAACUUCUUUACAGAGAAGGUGACGCAUCAGGCAGACGCAUACCUCUUCCGCCACAUUUUCCAUGACUGGAGCGAUCAAUAUGGUGCUAAGAUCCUGAAGAAUUUAGUACCGGCCCUCAAAAAGGGAACCAAGAUCUGGAUAUCCGAAGUUGUUCUCCCUCCCUUGAGUGAAACGAACCAUACGAAAGAUCAAAUGCAAAGGGUUGCGGAUAUCUUCAUGAUGGCCGGAUUCAAUGGCAAAGAGAGAAGUAAGGGUGGGUGGGAAGCUCUACUGGCUGCGGCUGACAAGAGAUUCCGCAUUGCCAACAUUACGAGGCCUGAUGGUGCUCAUGACUCGGUCAUUGAAGUCGUAUUUGACGCAUAG